AUGCCUACCGUCUAUGUCGCACACUACGGUCUCCCCCAACUCAAGGGUGCAAGGCAUUGGGCUAUUCUCGUCCCCAAGGAUGGACAGCUUUUCACGGCCUAUCAGGUCAGCGGCUCCACGCAAACCUACGAAGUCAAGCCUCCCGAAGACAUCCAGACCGACAAGUCGUCAGCCUACUUGGGCAAAGUCGAAGUAGGCCAGAUCGCAGAAGGCCACCGACCAGGUUUCCAGAAGACUGUGUUGGCUGUGCCGGUCACCAAGAACAGCACCUCCUGGAACUGCCAGAACUGGGUCGUCGCCGCCCUCAGCUCUGCCAAAGCCGCCGGUUUCGGCGUGAAUGCGUAUAGUCAGAAAGAAUUGCAGGAUCUGCUGGCUAAGAGCGCGAAGUAG
Messenger RNA from Gloeophyllum trabeum ATCC 11539, 390 nucleotides. RefSeq lists its product as uncharacterized. Bases 1 to 390 code for a protein of 129 amino acids. The transcript has a single exon. NCBI's taxonomy places the organism in Eukaryota, Fungi, Basidiomycota, Agaricomycetes, Gloeophyllales, Gloeophyllaceae. The record is from RefSeq and is a predicted model, not a curated record.